Molecule: messenger RNA, 1169 nt
Organism: Aspergillus uvarum CBS 121591
Lineage: Eukaryota; Fungi; Ascomycota; Eurotiomycetes; Eurotiales; Aspergillaceae
Exons: 2
Coding region: 66-1088 (340 amino acids)
Molecular function (GO): zinc ion binding
Source: RefSeq, a predicted model, not a curated record
AGAAGUUAUGCCUGCAUCUACUCACCUAACACCUGACCCAAUCCACUUCUUGUUGCAUCCUAGCCAUGAUUUCCCCGUCGCCUCGCAAGGCUAUUCGCCUGAAAGGGCUUUUUGUCGAGGGGAUGUGGCACUGCAAUUGUCCUGAUCGAAAGCCUGCGAACAAGUUCCAAGUCAAGAAUCACGGGACAAACCAUGGUAGAUACUUUUACACAUGCCAAUCCCAGAAAUGCGACUUCUUCCUCUGGGCCAGCGACGCCGAGCUGCGCGAGAAAGCCACCGUCCUCUCCAAUUCUCGAUCCGAGCCAAACCCGGCAACGACACAGACUCCGACCAAGAGACUCCGAGUCUUUGACGGUCUCCUCACCCCACAGACAGAGCCGCGCAUCCAUCGCCACAGCCCCGCAACGGGCGGCGGGCAGCAGAAGCAACCGCAGCAGCUCAACGACAUGCUCUCCCGAAGCGCCAAGGCGCGCAUGAUGUCAGAAGACAUCGAUGAAUUCGAGUGGGACGACGAUGUCGGGGCCGAAGUAGGCAAACUGCUGGACGUGAAGCCCAUCCGCCAGCCUGAGUUUGGACCUCCAAAGGCUCACCAGGGUCCCGCUCCUCGCGCUCCCCAGCCGCCGUCCUUGACAUCCCCCGCGAAGCGAAAGUGGUCGGAUACGGAAGACGAUCACGAACCUAGACUCGGCCGUCAUACCUCGACCGCCUCAUUUGCGCAAAUCACACCCCGCCCGCAGACCGAUCGCAUCCCAUCCUUCUCGUCGACGGCGACCGUGGCGCCGCCCUCGUCCAUGGAGAUUUCGAUGUCGCCGACUCCGACUCGGUUUCGGGAUGCGAUGGCUGGGGGCGAUGAGACGCCGCUGGACGCAUCGCAUUUGGCUUCGCAGGCUAUCCGGAUCUUGGAGAGUCAUCGAGUAGCUCUUUCCAAGCAGGCGCAGGAGGAGCUUAUGUCCCUGCUGGAUAAAUAUGAUCUGAAGAUGAAGGGGAUUAUCCGGGGACGAGAUAUCUCACGCGUGGCGUUGAAGAAGAAAGAUGAGCAGAUUGAGCAGUUGAAUGCACGACUUGCGACGCUGGAGGGGCGGAGAUAGGGCAGCGCUUUUUUGUUUUUGCAGGGAUAUAUGAUACCAUGUUUCGAUGUAUUUUCUUUUACUUUUUUACUUAGUCGUCCG